UGUUUUGCGGCCGGUCGCCUCUGGUUUCAAAUUGAUCGCCUGCCCCAGACACCAUUAACUCCUCGUACUCUCCGCUCUCCCUUCUUCCUCUUUCUCACACAUACACACACUCUCUCAAACAAACACACUCUUUUCCAUAUAUAGAUACACAAUCUAAACACACACACACAUAUAUAUAUAUACAACGAUAUAACCACCCAUUUUUAAUCAAGAAAAAAGAGAGGAUAGAGUUUGCUGGAUUUCAAGAAAAGGAAAAACUGUUGGGAAAGGGAGUUGAAAGAGGAUUGAAUUGUUCUCUUUUUCUUUAGGUUUGGUUUGUUGUUGAAAUUACGGGGUUUGAUUCUGGUUUCACAUAUGUAAUGCAUCAGAAAAAAUCUGAAGUACAGAUCGGAACAGAAAGCCCCUGCCGCCCUCUUCCCUUACCCAGAAACACCCCCACCUUUCCCAGAAUUUCCAUCCGACUCCGCUCCAGCCGCCUCGUUCUUCAUCUUCUGUGAAUAAUCCCACCCUUCAAAUCCUUAUCAACGCUGAGAAUCAACAGCAGCAAGACCAGAAUGACCCUUUUACCCUCAAGCCCACCCCUUUCAAGAGACCGCAUCUUCAGCAGCAAUUCUCCAGUUCCCUCACCAAGACUCCAACUCUAUCCAACGCCCUUCACAGGUAUGGUGUUUCUGCGCAGAACCCACCUACAAAAUUCGGUCUUUUUUACAAUAGGUCUCAGAAAUUCUUGACCCAUUUCCACCACCACCUCCGCCACCUGCGUCGCCGUCUGCGCCUCCACCUUCGCCUUAUUCUUCUACUCAGCCUCCCCUUCUUUUACUUUUUGGUCUCUCAUCCUUCUAGCUCCUUCAUUCUUGAUUUCCUCUCUGCUUUUGCCUUCUCGGCCGCCCUUCUCUUCUCCUUGAAUUUGGCCAUUCCACGUCUCCCCACAAUAAGAUUGUUCCUUGCCAGGUCUUUGCCGAUUAAGAUAUGUGCAAAGGAUCAAGUGAGCCGGCCGCACUUGCCGGUUUUUUGGUCAAUUGGGUCCCGCCAGAAGGCUGAUAAAAAGGCUAUUUCAGGAUGUUAUGUGCAGGCGUAUAGCAAUGGGGAUGUGUAUGAGGGUGAGUUUCACAAAGGGAAAUGUAGUGGGAGUGGGGUGUAUUACUAUUACAUGAGUGGGAGGUAUGAGGGGGAUUGGGUUGAUGGCAAGUAUGAUGGUUAUGGGGUUGAGACGUGGGCAAGGGGCAGCAGAUAUAGAGGGCAGUACCGGCAGGGUCUUAGGCAUGGUUUUGGGGUGUACAGGUUUUAUACAGGGGAUGUGUAUGCUGGAGAAUGGUCUAGUGGGCAGAGCCAUGGAUGUGGGAUACAUACAUGCGAGGAUGGAAGUAAGUAUGUGGGAGAAUUUAAAUGGGGAGUUAAACAUGGUCUUGGACACUACCAUUUCAGGAAUGGGGAUAGGUAUGCUGGAGAAUAUUUUGCUGAUAAGAUGCAUGGAUUUGGAGUCUAUUGCUUCGCAAAUGGCCACCGCUACGAGGGUGCAUGGCAUGAGGGUAGAAGACAGGGGCUCGGGAUGUACACUUUCAGGAACGGUGAAACUCAGUCUGGCCAUUGGCAAAACGGAGUUCUUGAUGUUCCAAGCACACAGAGCAACACCUAUCCUGUUUCUCCAGUUGCUGUUAACCACUCUAAAGUGCUUAAUGUUGUUCAGGAAGCUAGACGAGCAGCAGAGAAAGCCUAUGAGGUUACCAAGGUGGAUGAGAGAGUGAACAGGGCUGUAGCAGCUGCUAACCGGGCUGCUAAUGCUGCCAGAGUAGCAGCAGUGAAAGCCGUGCAAAAGCAAAUGCACCACAGAAGCAACAGCGAUGAGAUCCCAAUUCCUGUUGUUUAAGACCUGCCACUGAUCACCAAAUCCUCAUACACGCGAUGAGUUUUGAGCAGAAAGAAGAUGUUUGCGGACUUCCAGGAUAUAUUUGUGACACCAUCAACUUUACAACUCUACUUCCCCAAACAUAUUGUCGUUUCUAAGUGAAAGCUGAUUUUCAAGCAGCUCGGAGUUCUUAGCCAGCUCGGCGAAGCAGAGGAGACAAAUCAGAAAGAUUUUCUCUCCUAUGGUCAUCUAGCUUUUUUCCCUUUUCUUUUUCUUUUUUUUCUUUUUUGUUAUGUAAAGUUUAAAAUAGGUAUAAGGUUGAGCGCUGGCACGAGGGAAACCCCUAGCCGAUCCAGCCCUGUAUGUGAAGAAAUGACUAAUGAGAAACUCAAGAGAGAUGUAAUAUUUCAACUCAAGCUGUUUACUACCUCUUUUUCACUGCA
Messenger RNA from Sesamum indicum (sesame), 2289 nucleotides. RefSeq lists its product as uncharacterized. The record is from RefSeq and is a predicted model, not a curated record. NCBI's taxonomy places the organism in Eukaryota, Viridiplantae, Streptophyta, Magnoliopsida, Lamiales, Pedaliaceae.